Molecule: messenger RNA, 1778 nt
Organism: Calidris pugnax (ruff)
Lineage: Eukaryota; Metazoa; Chordata; Aves; Charadriiformes; Scolopacidae
Product: C-type lectin domain family 2 member B-like
Exons: 4
Coding region: 966-1439 (157 amino acids)
Source: RefSeq, a predicted model, not a curated record
GUGUGUCACCCGCUUCUUCCCAGCCGUGUGUCACCACCAAACGAGCUGUGGGUGCCCCGUCCCCUCACCCAGGUCGCUGAAGGAAGGGGGGAGCUGCUUCCCUCCUCCCCUGCUCGGGCAGCAUCCCUGGCUGAGGGCUCCGUGCCAGCGGCAUCCCCUGGCUCUGCCUCCAACCGGGGAAACACCCUCCCCCCCCAGGCCAAAAUGGGGGUGGGUUGGGGGCGUCCCGCUCUUGGAACAGGCAGUUUCCUAGAUCAUGUUUUCUAAAACAAAACAGCUCCGCUGCCACCACAACCUCCCCCAAAGAUGAACGGCAGUGGCCGGGCCGGGCAGAGGGGCCACAGCCCCCUUUCUGGGGGGCACCAGGGCGUACAGGGGGGUGACCUGUCCUCCCCCCUCUCUGGGCGACCUGGGCUGGGGUCCCACCACCCCCAGAGGAAAAACACUGGAUUCCUCAGCCCCAGUCCCAAUCUCAGCACGUUUGAGCACUUUGGGGCUUCCAGCCGCCGAACCACGUCGCUAAUUACUAACGUCCCACUACUAAUUAGUAGUGACGGCUGAACCUGGCAAAGAAUUGCUCUUUCUCCCCAUUCUCGGCACCGUUUCUCGGAUGCUCCCCUUAGCCCGUGCCCCGAGCCGCUGCCCCGGGGUGGGUCCGGGGGUGGGUGGGGGUCUCUUCAAAGCAUCGAUGUCUGAACCCUCCACUCCUCCUGAGUCGCUCGCGUUGAUUGGCCGGCUUCUGGUGGGGUUUUAUAAACAGCGAGUCCCUCAGCACAGAGAGUGGAAGGAGUGAGCUUCUGGAUGGGUGCAGGUAGGGAGCAUUCCCAAAUCCCUCCCUGCCUCCCUCCCUCCCUUCCUUCCUUCCGGGCCGGGUGGUGGCAUUUCCCUGCCGGGAUCCAAGCUGGGCUAGAACGAGGCAAGAUCCUGCUGCUUGUGAACAAAGUGAUUUCACUUCUGAGGGUGCCAUGGGGGAGAGGAACAGGUUCUGCUGCAGCAAUGGGAAUGUGGGGAUGCCACUGAGUCCCCAGGAGGGAGGAGCUCCCCCCCAUCCAAAGGUGCCUGGGGCCACAGGCAGAAGGACACGGGUCCUGGUGGUGUCUGUGCUGGUGGCUCUGGUCCUGGCUCUGGCCGUGGCUGUUGCUGUGCUCUCAGCAAGAACAUGUGGAGGGGAUCCAGCUGUGCCUGCGGCUCCGGUGCUGGCGUGUCCUGAUGGCUGGGUUGGGUACCACAAUGUCUGCUACUACCUCUCGAGGGACCAGGGGAGCUGGGAGUGGAGCCAGGAGCAGUGCUCCUCGCGUGGGGCCUCGCUGGCCGUGCUGAGGAGGGAGUGGGAAAUGUGGUUCCUCUCACACCUCAAUUACAUUAAUUCCUGGAUUGGGCUGCGGAGACGGGGCGAGCACCUGGAGUGGGUGGACGGCAGCAGGUUCAACCAGACGUGAGUCCUGUUGGGAGACCGUCCUGUGGUGGGACGGGCAGGGUCCUGGUGGGAGGUGUCUGCUGGGGCUGUCCCUUGCAGGCAGCCCUUGUCUCCUCCUGGUGCCUUGAGGGGACAACUGCCACCCCCACGGUCCCAGGGGUGUCUGUGCUGCUUGUUGCAGGUUUGUGGUGCAGGGCCAGGCAGAGUGUGUAUAUUUGCUCGACCAUAUUUUGGGGAGUACAGACUGCUCACAGCACCGGCCGUACUUCUGCAGCAAGCCCCAGGAGCUGGGGUGAGAGAGGUGAUGGAGGAAGGACCUUCCCCAGGCUGAGGAACCACAGCCUCACCUCUUUCUGCAUCG